Vigna angularis (adzuki bean) is the source of this 831-nucleotide messenger RNA. RefSeq lists its product as uncharacterized. The transcript is spliced from 2 exons. The record is from RefSeq and is a predicted model, not a curated record. Bases 183 to 557 code for a protein of 124 amino acids. NCBI's taxonomy places the organism in Eukaryota, Viridiplantae, Streptophyta, Magnoliopsida, Fabales, Fabaceae.
AAUUCUCUCUCUACCCUCUUCUUCUUCUUCAACUUGGAGUUUCUCUCUCCUCGUAGUGAUCAUAUUCUCUCUUUUUCUCUGUGUUCGUGUGCUCUUUGGCUUUCUGGGUGCGUUUUUUCUCUCCUUUCUCCCCUCUAAAUUCUCUUUUUCUCUUCUUUCAAUCUUCGGGCACGCCGAAAACAAUGGUGGAUCUUCCAACGGUUUGCUGCAUGUGCGGCGACGUGGGUUUCCCUGACAAGCUUUUUCGCUGCAACAAAUGCCGUAAUCGCUUCCAGCACUCGUAUUGUAGCAACUACUACGGCGAAUUACCUGAGAUAGAACUGUGCGAUUGGUGCCAGAGCGAAGAGAAGAACUUGAGACAUAUUGGGUCAAAUUCGAAGAAACCGGUGACUGGAAACGAGGCCGGAGCCACCCACCGUUCGGAAUAUUCCGGCGAGAAAAUGAUCAAACAGCAUGAUCAUCGUGAAGAGAGUGGUUCUGAGAAGGGGAAGAGUCCCACACCGUCGCCACGACCCGGCACACGCAGGUACAAGCUUCUCAAGGAUGUAAUGUGUUAAGAGAGGGAAAGGAAACAAAGCUAGAGUCACAUCCAAACCAAGAGGAAGAAGAAAAAACAAGACAAUAUAUAAUAGGUGACUUUUGUGUCUUUUAAAGAUGUUUUUGUGUUAAUAGCGUGUAGUAGCUUUGCAAAGAGUGUGUUUCUUGAGUGUUUUUCUCUACUAUGAUCCUUUCGUCUUGAUGAGUGGCUUUUGAAGCAAGUUGUGAAUAAAACAAUGCUACUUUAGUAUCUAGUAUAUAGUCCCGUAAUCUAUGGCAUAAUUAAUUAGUUUA